This is a messenger RNA of Ipomoea nil (Japanese morning glory), 999 nucleotides long. RefSeq lists its product as uncharacterized. The transcript is spliced from 2 exons. Bases 1 to 999 code for a protein of 332 amino acids. The record is from RefSeq and is a predicted model, not a curated record. NCBI's taxonomy places the organism in Eukaryota, Viridiplantae, Streptophyta, Magnoliopsida, Solanales, Convolvulaceae.
AUGAUUGGUGGAGGGCAAAAGGUGCCCAGCAAGACCAGGCGAUCCUAUUGCUUCGGCCGCAACACCGCGAGGGAGGUCUGGGAGUCCGUCACCACGUCGCUGGGAUCGUCCACCCGUGCUCGGUGCCUCAACCUGCUGGGGAAGUUCCAGAAUUUCCGGCAAGGUGGCAGCUCGCCGGUGGAAUACCUAGACCGCGAAGAGCUAAUCGUAGAGUCCCUCUCCCUCGCCGGCCGGCCUCUCUCAUCUAAAGAGCAGAUCCUCUACGUCCUACGAGGACUUCGCCCGGAGUACCGUGCCCUUGCCGCCGCCCUCACCGCGACCGACGCACCGGUGACCCUGCUACAACUCGCCGACCUCCUUCAAGCCCAGGAGUUUAUUCACUCAGAUGACCUCCCGGCGCUUGACGAUACAUCUUCGACCCAACCCACCGCUUUAUUUGCCGGACGAGGACAGCGGCAUGGCGACCAAAAUUCCGGCGGAAGACACCCUGGACAAGGUUGCGGCGGCGGCCGGCGUGGACGUGGCAAAAACGGUGGCCAGAACCGCGGUCGCGGAGGUGCACCCCGGUGCCAGAUAUGUCGCUCCCACGGACACAUCGUCCUCAACUGCUACAAGCAGUAUGCCGAUUCCCCACAGGCCAAUGCCACUGUGGCCGGCGAUCCUCCUCUGUCGGCGGACAUGGAUACGUGGUAUCCGGAUACCGGGGCGACAUCCUACGCAACUCUGGACGCUCAGAUGCUAGAUCACUCUGAAGUCUAUACUGGCGGUGACGUCCUUUGUGUCGGCAGCGGGGCAGGUUUUGAUGUUUCUAGUAUAGGCCAUGUAACCAUUCGUUCCGUUCUUAAACCAUUAAAUCUGUCACGUAUAUUACAUGUUCCUAAAUUGUCACUACCUCUCUUAUCUGUCCACAAAUUUUCUGCUGAUAACAAUGUCUUUUUUGAAUUUAACAAAGAUGUUUUUUUUUGUGAAGCAUUGCAUCACCAAAGCGGUUCAGCUUAA